This is a messenger RNA of Agelaius phoeniceus (red-winged blackbird), 1665 nucleotides long. RefSeq names its product inositol 1,4,5-trisphosphate receptor-interacting protein-like 1. Lineage: Eukaryota; Metazoa; Chordata; Aves; Passeriformes; Icteridae. The record is from RefSeq and is a predicted model, not a curated record. Gene Ontology annotation, cellular component: membrane.
UUGCAAAGUGUAGUCCAGUACCCACAGCCCGUGGGUGACGGCUUGGACGAGGUGACACGUCUGCGAAUGGAGGUGCGUGCCAAGCUCCAGGAAGAGGAGAAGAUUCGUCUGGAGCGGGAGGUGGAGCAGCUGGUCCUGGUGAAGCAGGGUGCCUUGGCCUGGGGAGACCUGCUCUGCUCUGCCUGGCAGCACUGGCAGCUCUGGGCUCUUGCUGGGCUCCUGCUCCUUCUCUUGGCACAGUGGUAUAUGUGGAGGAAAGGGAGCCUGAGGAGAGAGGAGCAAGGAGAAGGACACGAUGGUGUAAAUGAAGAGGAAGUUGAAAAUGUGGAUGCAUAUGAAGAAGACGUUGGAAAUGAAGAUGAGGGAGACAGUGACAUGGAGGAGGAGGAAGAUGACAGUGAUGAUGGCCGUGCAGAGGAUGUCGACAAUGCUGCUGCGAAUGAAGAGCGUGAUGCUGCAAAUGAAGUUGGCAAUGAGGCUGCCAAUGCAGCAAACGUCAAUGAUGUUGGAAGUCAAGUGGAAGAAUACCGUGAUGGUGCCGAUAACUUUGGAAGAAUCAUAAUGGAGCGCAUACAGUGGCCUGUGCGGGACCUGCAGGAAGGAUGCAUGUGGACAAGAAGGCUGAUGGAGCAUUUUGCAAUUUAUUUUCGACGGGUCUUGUCCAACAGUUUCUAUCCGGUACUGCAAGGAGCCAUUGGGGUGGGCAGUGCCUUUGAAGGUUGGAGUCCUCGUGAGCAGGAUGUUGUGUACCAGGUGCUCAUACCCAUGACACCUCCCCGAGGGCACAGCUUCCACCUAGAGCUGGGCACUGCAGGGCAGAGGCGCUUGAGGAACUUCCACAUCCGCGUGCAGCAGGAGUGCACCUGCACGAGCGAGCGGCAGGGUGAGAACAUGCUGUGCUUCCUGCACCACCCUGAGGAGGAGCUGAGGAGGCAUCAGGAUCCCAGCCUCCUUCAUACCCUGUGCACGGGCUCCUACCUGGACGUGGGCAAAACUGCCCGCUGGUUCUACCAGCUGGUGAGAGCAAUCUGGCCGGCUUUGCUUGAGUCACACCAUUGGCAUUUAGUGCUGCUGCCCCCCAGACGCUCCUGCCAGUUCAAGGUGACCAAUGGCAGAGAAAGCUACCGGAUCGAGAUGCUGUUUGGGGUGCGGCAAGGCAACUCAGACGUCUUUGUAAGCAGCCAGCCUAGGCAAGCCCACACCUCCAGCAUAAUCUGGCCGGAGAGCUACGCUGUGGCCGAGAUGAAGUUCUUCAGGUACAUCGCCAGGCGGGCUCCCCCUGACAGCUUGCACCUGAAAUGCCUGCAAUUCUUCACUCGUCUUCAGCUGGGCUUAGGCUUCUCCACCUAUACCAUCAAGACCAUUGUCAUGCACCUCCUGAGCAUCUUGCCCGUGUCACAGUGGCGCAGGAGACAUUUUGUGAGGCGGCUGAUGGAUAUCAGCGAGAGCCUGCGCGCGUGUGUGGAAAUGAGACGCCUCAAUCACUUCAUUGUGGGCAACCAGAGGCUUCCUGAGGGGAUCCACUUGCCCCCAGAGGUCCUAAUGGCCAGGUCAUGCAAUCUCUUCCAUCACCUGGUGAUGGAUCCGGUUGCCCACUCCCAGGCGAUGAGCCAGUACGUGGAUCUGCACCAUUGGUUGAAACGGAUCCUUAAAAAUGAACAGUGA